This is a messenger RNA of Striga asiatica, 1852 nucleotides long. NCBI's taxonomy places the organism in Eukaryota, Viridiplantae, Streptophyta, Magnoliopsida, Lamiales, Orobanchaceae. The record is from the annotation of a GenBank genome assembly.
CUCUCUCUGUGAAUUUUCUUUUUGUCCUUUCUUAUUUUUCCUUUUCUUUUUAUUUAUUUCUUCAUAGAGAUAUAGGGCCCUCUCUCGAUUUUUCCAUCGCUCUACAAACCCUAAACCUGCACAUCUCCUCUAUCGAUCAUCUAAUUGAAGGGAUCUUAUUCAGUUAAAAUCAAUACAGAAAAAUGCAGAAUCAGAGAUUGAAGCUGCAACAGCAUCAGGCUUUGAUGCAGCAAGCGAUCCUUCAGCAACAGUCGCUUUAUCAUCCCGGCCUUUUAGCUGCUCCUCAGAUUGAGCCAAUGGCAAGUGGAAAUCUGCCUCCUGGGUUUGAUCCAAGUACUUGCCGCAGUGUGUAUGUUGGGAAUGUUCACAUACAGGUGACAGAGCCACUCCUCCAAGAAGUUUUUACUAGUACUGGUCCUGUGGAAAGCUGCAAGCUUGUUAGAAAAGAAAAGUCAUCUUAUGGUUUCGUUCACUACUUUGACCGUAGAUCUGCUGCACUUGCAAUAUUGUCCCUCAACGGGAGACAUCUGUUUGGGCAGCCUAUCAAAGUUAACUGGGCUUAUACCAGUGGUCAAAGGGAGGACACAUCAGGCCACUACAACAUAUUUGUCGGUGACCUAAGUGCAGAGGUGACAGAUGCUAUGUUGUUCGCAUGCUUUUCUGUUUAUCCUAGCUGUUCUGAUGCGAGGGUUAUGUGGGAUCAAAAGACUGGCCGUUCCAGAGGGUUUGGAUUUGUCUCUUUCAGGAGCCAACAGGAUGCUCAGAAUGCAAUUAAUGACUUAACUGGAAAAUGGCUGGGAAGCAGACAGAUACGCUGUAACUGGGCCACAAAAGGCGCUGGAAACAGUGAUGACCAGCAGAGCUCAGAUGCUAAAAGUGUUGUGGAACUAACAAAUGGCUCCUCUGAAGAUGUGAAGGAGGCAGCAAAUAGUGAUGCUCCUGAGAACAAUCCCCAAUACACUACUGUGUAUGUUGGCAAUCUUGCUCCAGAAGUGACCCAGGCUGAUCUGCACCGUUACUUUUAUGCACUUGGUGCUGGAUCGAUUGAGGAGGUUCGUGUCCAGCGUGAUAAGGGAUUUGGUUUUGUGAGGUACAGCACUCAUGGAGAGGCUGCUAUGGCAAUAUCCAUGGGAAAUGCUCAGCCUUUCCUCGGUGGCAGACAAAUUAAGUGCUCGUGGGGUAACAAACCAACUCCACCUGGAACAGCUUCAAAUCCUCUGCAGCCACCUGCACCGGCCACCAUUGGCGGCCUAUCGGCAGCUGAACUUUUGGCAUACGAGCAGCAACUUGCAAUGAGCAAAAUGGGUCUAAUGGGGCAACAUCCUCUGAAGCAAGGGUCCAUGGGAAUGGGUGCGGGUGCAAGCCAGGCAAUGUAUGAUGGGUCUUACCAGAAUGUUGCUGCUGCCCAGCAGCUCAUGUACUAUCAGUAAAAUUUGUUUUAGGGUGUUUUGGUUUGAGGAUGUGAGAGUUUUUAAACUAUUUGACUUUAUGUCUUUUAUUUUCUUCUUCUUCUUCUUUUUUUUUUUUCCAGUUUUUAUUUAUAAAAUUUUCUACUCUGGAUGUUUUUGUAAUAUCGUUUGUGUAUCAGUUGCCGUGAGAAUGCUCUCUGCCUGCUUGUGGGAGUUUGAGCUGUGACUGUGAGUGUGACCUUUUGGAUGGUUUUGUUUUUCAGUGUCUUGCUUUUCAGUUAUUAUGGCCCCUCAUUGUGGCGUUUAUUUAUAGAUAGAUAUCUUUGGUGUANAAUUGUACUGGCUUUGCUGUUAUAAUGUUGUUUUAAGGCAUCGAAUGUGCUUUGAUACCAGUCAUAGAUAUGUUUCAAGUAUUUUUUUUUUUCUUCUUUUUUUUUGUCUUU